Molecule: messenger RNA, 2804 nt
Organism: Aplysia californica (California sea hare)
Lineage: Eukaryota; Metazoa; Mollusca; Gastropoda; Aplysiida; Aplysiidae
Product: flocculation protein FLO11-like
Exons: 1
Coding region: 1-1902 (633 amino acids)
Source: RefSeq, a predicted model, not a curated record
AUGCCUCGUGUUCUCAUUAUAGGCUACAUCUAUGACGUCACUCCCACAAGCGCCGCCCGCGGAAGUCUGGAGGGAGACCGCGUGGCCGCCAUGACACCCAAGCAUGUCAUCGAGUCUGCCGCUGUGGAAAACCUCCAGCCACGUCGUAGCGUCAUCGUCACUAACAACAACCACCCAGCCAAUCGCAGCCCCCAGCCAGCGGCUGCAGUCUCCGACAAAUUGUCUGAGCUGUCCUGCUCUAGCCACAAUGACAUCUGCUGCAGCAGCAGUAUCAUGGAUGCUCUUAGCAGCAAAGAUGGCUACAGCAGCGCUGGGAACGCCAGCUACAACGACAGCAUGGUCACCUACUCCAUGUUGUCGAGUCUUCCCAGCGAGCGAGCCUCCUCCAGCCUCCCGUAUGACUCUCAAAGGCACCACUCUGCGAAUCCUUACUCCCCCUCCUCCUCUGCCUCCUCCUCGUCCUCCUAUAACGCCCACAUCGGAGACAAAGCUCCCAUAGCGUUGGUGUUGUCUCCUCCCCCGGCACACACGCCCACGCCCAGUCCCAUCCCAGCAGCCCACCUGACAGCCCCCAGCCCAGCCCACACGCCUGCCCCAGCUCAUACACCAAACCCCGCCCACACACCUGUCCCCGCCCAUUCUCACCAUAGCCACGCCCCUGCUCCCGCCCACUCAAACACUCCCCGCCCCGCCCACAGCAGAGCUGAAGCGCUUCCAGCCGACCACCCCAUCCAUCAUCCUCUCAUCCAGCAGCUCAUCAACCAGAGGCUUCACGUUCCCUCAGAAACCUCCCAAAGCAACAGCAGCAACAGCAGCAGCAGUAGUAGUAGUAGCCCUCGCGAUCUUCUCGACUCAGAAAGCCUGCACUAUAGACGAGACAGCGACAGUCCUCACAGAGCCGAAGACGCACUCCACGAAGAGCACCAGAUGGACGUCGACUUCAAAGAUCCCAGAUACAGCCCUGUCGAGCAACACCAUUACGAACAGCACUUGAGCUACUACCACACGAUGGCAGAGGAAUCAAGGGUCGAUUAUCUUAUCGAAACGUCGAGCCCGGACACCUUGAACCAGCAUCAUCACCAUCAUCACUACGCAUCAAGUUUCCCUCUCAGUUCACACACAUCUUCCCUCACACCGUACUCUCCAUCCUCACCCACAUCUAGCGCCCACUUCCCACCAUCCCCCAGUCCGUCUCUUCCAUCAACAUCCCCGAAACUCCCGACAGGUAUCUCCUCCUCGUCAACAUUAUCUUCCUCCUCCCUCCCAGCACCUCCCUCCCCACCAUCAUCCACCCGAACCGCACCCUCCCCUAUCCCCACCUCCCCCUCCGCCCUCUCCCCUCCCUCCCCUUCUGACUCUGAGGUCAACGCGUACACGUACGAGGCGUUUCUCAUCAGUGACGGGCGAUCCAGGAAACGAGCGCUGGAGGGAGAGGAGAAGCCCACAGGCCGAGUGCGGUACACCUGUAACGAGUGCGGCAAAGACUACGCCACGUCAUCAAACCUGUCCCGACACAAGCAGACGCACAGGUCUCUGGACAGCAAGAACGCCAAGAAGUGUCCACAUUGCGACAAGGUCUACGUGAGUAUGCCCGCUCUCUCCAUGCACAUUCUCACACACGAUCUCAAGCACGCGUGUAACGUGUGUGGUAAGACCUUCAGCAGACCGUGGCUGCUUCAAGGCCACAUGCGCUCGCACACGGGAGAGAAGCCGUUUGGCUGCGCUCACUGCGGGAAAGCUUUUGCUGACAGGUCCAAUCUCCGAGCUCACAUGCAGACGCAUUCGGCUUUCAAACACUUUGCCUGCAAGAAAUGUAACAAGACUUUCGCACUGAAGUCUUAUCUCAACAAGCACUUAGAGUCGGCUUGCCUCAAGGACCCGAUGGACUCUAGCAACUUCUAAAUUUAACAAAACAAGAAACUUUGAAAGAGGUUCCAUUCGCUUGUGAACAUUGUGCCUAAAUCGGCUUCCAGAAAAAAGAGGCGAAAGCUGUGAAAAGCUCUGAAGAUAAACGGCUCAAUUGAACAUAAGAAAGAACAAUUAAUUAGUUCCUUCUAUGAGGAACACACUCGAAAACCUAAGUCAGAAACUAUGUUCAAUGCAAGCCUACAUCUGGACGCAACGAUGGUGACAGAACAACGCCAGAGAGGGUGAGCAAGGUUUGAUAAUGCAUCGAAAUACAAUGUAUAAACAUUGCAUUUGCACCGUUGUUGUUGUUGAUGUUUCCGCUUAGAAUGAUGCUGUAACAUUCCUGCAAGGUUUUUGUUCUCACUUGCCUAUACAUUUGCAAACCGUACUUAUUCUAUGUCUUGUACUUAAGUCUUGUUGACUUUCCACCAUAUCGAAACAUAUCAAAAUGUAUUAUAGCCUUUUAUUCUUCUUAAAUAAUUAUAUUGAUGUCUGUACCACUGCUUUAGGACAGCUUUGUGCAUACUAUAUAAAUCCCACCGUGACGCAGUUAUGGUUGCAAACCAAGUACUUAAAAUAGUAACACAGGGUACCAUGUAAAUGCUCGCUGUUUAAAGCUUUCUAGCCAUGUCUUCUUCGACUCAAACCCAACCCUUUCCUUAAAAAUGACGUCAGGCCAAACCCUCAAAGAAAACGUGAGGUCACGAUCGCUUGAGUCAUCGAUAUAGGCGUGACCCUGCUAUUGAUUUUCCCCCGGUUUAUUUUACCCAAAAGAAAUGUCGGGCUUGGUUAAAUGUCAUCGAUACCCACAGAGUUUAUAUGACAUAAGGGCAUCGGGAAUUGCAGGACUUCCGUUGGGAUAUGCCCACGGGAGAUUCUUUAUUUUUAAAAAGUUG